Molecule: messenger RNA, 725 nt
Organism: Oryza brachyantha (malo sina)
Lineage: Eukaryota; Viridiplantae; Streptophyta; Magnoliopsida; Poales; Poaceae
Exons: 2
Coding region: 137-385 (82 amino acids)
Source: RefSeq, a predicted model, not a curated record
CCCACGCCCGGCCCAACACCAAACCCUAGCCAGCGCCAGCGGCCCUUUCCUCUCAAGUCUCACGGCGGCGGCGGGUCGCCGGCAACGGGCGCAUAGGCCACAGCUAGGCGACGCCAAGCCGGGGCAGCUGCGGGCGAUGGGGGGCGGGGCCACCAGCAGCGCCGGCGCGGGCGGGUUCCGCGCGCGGGUCGAGCACUACCUGUACAGCGGCGAGAAGAAGCACGUCGUCGCCGGCAUCGCCAUCUUCGCCGCCAUCUUCGGCGUCCCCUGGUACCUCAUGAACCAAGGUUCAAAGCAUCAAUCUCACCAAGAUUACAUGGAAAGAGCUAACAAGGCGAGGUCAGAGAGACUUUCUUCUGGACAGUCAUCUUCAUCGAAAGAAUGAAAUAGUAAACCCUACCUCAGAUUUGCAAAACCUCAGCAGACAGUUUUGAUGAUCUGAGUAUUCAAUCCGUUCUGAAAUAAGCAGACUAUCUUUGAUCUUCAUAUUUCAGUUGUAGAAAAUCAUGUGUUGAAUGUAAUAUGUGGCCUGAAAUUUUGUCGAAUGCAGCUCUCUUUACAUUCUACACUGUUCUAUGCUAUCCUGUAAGGAGAUCAUCGACAGACACCUGAUAUUUCUCAGAGGACAAUUCUAGAGCCAAUAACCUUUGUAAUUUGUAUUCAAUUUGAUAUAUCCAUGCAUCGCUUAGUUGCUUACUGUGGGUGGCUAUAUAUCUUGUGCAUGU